Penicillium nucicola is the source of this 297-nucleotide messenger RNA. RefSeq lists its product as uncharacterized. Lineage: Eukaryota; Fungi; Ascomycota; Eurotiomycetes; Eurotiales; Aspergillaceae. The coding region runs from base 1 to 297 and encodes 98 amino acids. The transcript has a single exon. The record is from RefSeq and is a predicted model, not a curated record.
AUGUACACCAUCACUCCCACCAACCGCUUCCUAGUCCUCUCUGCCACUGUAUCUGGCCCAUACGACCCCAGUAACAAGUUCCUGGUGCUGUCCCCCACUGAGUCUGGCCCCGACCCUCGCGUCUGGGAAGACCAGCUCCAGAUUGAGACCGGCUCAACCGAGCAGAGCCCUGAGAUAGCUCCCAGCCGUGCUCGUACCAACAGCUCUCUUUCAACUUCCUCUACAUCCUCUCUCAAUGACCUCGUUGCUACUCUCCCCAACGGGUUCCUCUACCUUGGUCAUGGCAAGAAGCACUAG